AUGAGUAGCCUUGCCCCGUGGAAUAUCAGCGAGCUACUCCUCCUGAUUAUAUCCUUUCUCGACCAGCAGUCCCUCGCCCGCGCUGCCCGCGUGUGUAGAAGCUGGUCCCAUGUUGCCCUCGACGCACUGUGGCGCGACGUCGACGAUCUACCCCGCCUUCUGGCCCUUCUGUGUCCCUACGCCAAACCAAGCAAGUUGACGACCAAGUACGGCGGUACUAUUUCCACAUACGUCUCCAUUCUGACCCCGCACCUGACGCGCUUGACGCUGCGGUUGAGCACCCCGAUCCACCUCAUAGAGGACGAUGUGGUCCCCUUCCUCCUCAGUCUCCGUAAAUUACAAUUCUUCUCCAUUUCACCGUACGGGCUUUCCACUAAGGUUGUAGAGGCGUUAUCCCGGCUGGGAUACCUCAAAGACGUAUCUCUACUGCCUCCUGGAGAGCGCGGCAAAGGAAAUCGCGCAGACGUCUUGGGAUUCCAGCCGCUUCUCAAGGAAGGCGCCUUCCCUGCUACUCAGCGGAUAUGUUUCAGCGCCGACAUCCCGCACGCAACGCGCUUGAUAAGCAGCCCAUUCUUCCCCUCGCAGCUAUCGCGUCUGUAUAUCCACGUUCUGUCGAUAGCCCACGCCGAUGUCCUGCAGCAAUUAUUCGCGACGAUUCGCGACAGUUGUCCCAUGAUCACGGACCUCCGUGUCGACUUUAUGAUCCACCCACACGUCCCGCUCUCCGUCCCUGGCUGGCCUUUAUCCGAGCGGCCGAACAUCGCGACCUUCCGCCCACUCUUCGACUGCCGACGCAUCACAACUUUCGAGUUCCGUUGGGACUACGCGCUCAACCUCACCGACGGGGACAUGGAAGAAUUCGCCGUGGCGUGGCCGCGGCUCGAGCACUUCCUGCUGAACUGCGAGCCCAUCAUCGAAUUCAACCCGCCCUUGGCGACGCUUGCCGCACUGCUGCCGUUCGCGCGACAUUGCCCGCGGCUACACACACUUGGCCUAUACAUGGACGCAGACAGCGCGCCAUCCGACGUUCCGGCCCUGCCUUUCGUGGCGCUCAGAGAGCUGAUGGUCGGCGCGUCCAAUAUCAACGAUAUCGACUCCGUAACGCUCUUCCUCAGCAAGCUCUGUCCGCUCGACUGCAAGCUUGUGGCCGGCGUGCGCUGGCCGGAUGCGUACGGGACUGCCUUGGACUGCGCGGGGAUACUCGACGAGCGUCGGCCGCGAAUGUGCGAGUACUGGGUGCUGUGGACCAGGGUCGUCGAGAUGCUGCCCGUCGUGAUCAGGGCCCGUAUGCAGGAGCGCUCGCUCAGAGCCGAGAUGCAGCGUGAGGUGGACAGGUUGGCACUUGAGAAAUCUGAGGAAGCGGGGAGGUAUCGAGAGCUGCAGAAGGAGUUGCUGGCCAUACGUGUCCAGAGGACGUCGGCAAAUGUCGCGUCGACGUCGUAG
Molecule: messenger RNA, 1443 nt
Organism: Postia placenta MAD-698-R-SB12
Lineage: Eukaryota; Fungi; Basidiomycota; Agaricomycetes; Polyporales; Adustoporiaceae
Exons: 2
Coding region: 1-1443 (480 amino acids)
Molecular function (GO): protein binding
Source: RefSeq, a predicted model, not a curated record